Molecule: messenger RNA, 1525 nt
Organism: Paramecium sonneborni
Lineage: Eukaryota; Ciliophora; Oligohymenophorea; Peniculida; Parameciidae
Source: the annotation of a GenBank genome assembly
AUGUUUUAUUAAUAUUUCUAAUCCAAAAAUAAUCCAUCACUCUCUCGUUUGAGUGCCAUAAAAACAAUUGAAAAAACCUAUGAUGUAUUAUAAAUAUCUGCUAAUGCUUAUCAUAAUAAUGAAAACAUUUUUACAGAACCUUCAACUAAUGAUUGCUACUUCUUUAAAAAAUAAACAAUUUCUUAAAGACUUUAUAAAAACAAAAUCGAUAUACUUAUUAACAAUAUAUAAAAUACAUUCAAAGAAGAAAUUGAAAAAAUCAAAGAAGAAUAGAAAUUAAAAUAAAAUAAUCCAACAAUCCCUAUGUAAUUAUUGCUUAUUUUAUAAAUUUAGUUAAGAUAUGCUCCAAAAUAACAGAGAGAUUAUAGAGUAUAUUAUCAAUAAACUAAGAAAGAUUUUAAUCAACAAAUCAAAACGAUCUUAUUGUAUUGACAUUAUUUAAGAAAUCAACCAUUAAAUAAUCAAAUUUAGGAAUUUAGGUAUAAUUCAUGAUUAUUAAAUUUAAGAUAUUAAAAUUCUAAUCAGUCUAACACUUGCCAAAAUUGCUAAAUAUUAUAAUCUCUUAUAUUAUUCUAUUUAACUUGCUAAAAAUGCAAAACGUUUCUCUGAUUCAGAUUCACUUCUCAAAUAUAAACUUAAAGCUUAUAGCAUUUUAUCUUAAUGCUUUCUUAAAUUAAGAAUGAAAUAGGCAAAAAUAUAUAUCACUAAAUAUUUGAUGUGUAGUUGGAAACUUGGAUUAGUAAAUUCUGAAUUCAAAGGUUAUGAAUAAUUAGGAAAAUACUAUUAUUAUGAAGGUAAUAUAAAAAUGGCUUAAUUGUUUCAUAAUAGAAUGAUAAAUGGUGAAUCUUUAGUAUAUUUUAAUAUUUAAUCCUAGAAAUUCAAUUCCUCUUUGAAACGACUUGCUAUUUCUAAAUUUGAAUAAGGAUCAAUUGGAAAGAGUAAAAAGGACAACUAUAUAAUUGAUGAAAAUAAUUUAGAUAUUUCUUCAGAUGAUGAACCAUUUGAGAUUGUUUUCAAUUAAGACUCACAUGAAUUGAAUUUAAAUUCUAAUAAUAUAGUGAAAUCUUAAAGAUAAAAAAAUAGAUUACUCAACUUUUCUAUAAGACAAUAACCUUUACAUAAUAGAAUUAAUUUAAAAAAAGCAUAAUUAGAAGCAAAAAAUGCUAAUCUUUUUAUAAGGUAAAUAUUAUUAAUAAUUCUAAAAAGAUCUCCUAAAUAAUAAAAUGCUAAUUCACUUUUUAAUGAAUAAGGCAAUUUAGAUGUAUAAAAACUUAAAAGUCUUCCUCAUUCUCAUAUGAGAUUAGGAGAACUCAAAACUCCAGUAAUGUUAAAUCAUUUAAGUCCAAAUAGGUGUUUAGUCAAUUAUUAACAUAUUGAAUUGAAUAAAUCACCUUAAUCUAAUAGAAAGGCUGAUGAAAUUGAACCACUUUUUGAUGUUGGAGAUUUAUAGAAAAUGACUAAACUACUUACAAAAUUAAUAACUAUUCUUACUAAAAUUAAUGAAUGGCUUCUAUAUGCAGAAUGA